GUUGGGAGGAGGUCGACUUGGGGACCAUGGAGACCCAGAGGGACAGCACAUCCCUGCAGCGGUGGUCACUGUUGCUACUGCUUCUCGGCCUGGUGGUCACUCCAGCCACCUCACGGACCCUGAGCUACAGGGAGGCUGUGCUCCGUGUUGUGGAUAGCUUAAACCAGCUGUCCUCAGAUGAGAAUCUCUACCGUCUCCUGAAGCUGAACUCAGAGCCUCAAGGAGACGAGAACCCAAACAUCCCACAGCCAGCAAGCUUCACUGUGAAGGAGACUGUGUGUCCCAAGACGACACAGCAGCCCCUGGAGCAGUGUGAUUUCAAGGACAAUGGGCUGGUGAAACAGUGUGCUGGGACAGUCAGCCUGGAUGAAGACAAGAGCUACUUUGACAUCAGCUGUGAGGAGAACCCGGAAGUCAGCAAAUUCGGCGGGCUGCGCGAUCUCCUCAGGAGAGCACGGCAGCGUAUUGAAAGAAUUGGCAGGAGAAUUGGGAGAUUCUUUACCAAGUAUCAGCUGCCCCAGGAAGAGUCCUAAGGGUCUGCUUUACCCUGGCUCAGGUUUCAAGACCCUGAAAAAUAAAUUUUUGUGAAAGCAA
Neogale vison (American mink) is the source of this 594-nucleotide messenger RNA. It is a transcript of the gene CAMP, whose product is annotated as cathelicidin antimicrobial peptide. The coding region runs from base 27 to 533 and encodes 168 amino acids. Gene Ontology annotation, cellular component: extracellular region. Gene Ontology annotation, biological process: innate immune response; defense response to Gram-positive bacterium; antimicrobial humoral immune response mediated by antimicrobial peptide. Lineage: Eukaryota; Metazoa; Chordata; Mammalia; Carnivora; Mustelidae. The transcript has 4 exons. Gene Ontology annotation, molecular function: lipopolysaccharide binding. The record is from RefSeq and is a predicted model, not a curated record.